AUGGCGACCACGUCCACGGCUCAGAGCAGCAAGCCUAAUGGCUCUUCCUCUCGCGAACGACACUCCAGUAGUCGCUCAGAGCUGAACUCGUCGCCCGCCGUUCCGCGCACAGCGCCCUCGUUUUCCAUUGCCAGCCAAACGACACCAAGUUCACAACUGCUCACCGCCGAGGGACUCAUAGCCGCGCACGCGAGCGCGCAGAACCCCGCCUUGUCUGCACUUGAUGCUGCCGUCUCGGAGCGGAACACGCUGUCCGUUCAGAACACGCAGCUCUGGAAGCUCAUCGAGAAGCAGCGGUCCGGCUAUGGCCAGCUAAUGAAAGAGCUCGAGCGCGUUCGCGGAGAACGCGACGUGUAUCGAAACAAGCUUCAGAGUCUGGGGGAAAACACUGAUGCACUCCUUCGUGCGCAUCGGGGGCGGGAGAAGCGGGAAGGCAAGGAGGCUAUCCUCCGUUCAACAGCGUCACAGUCGCACUUGCGUAGUAGUGAGCUCAGCUCCUCUCAAGGGUUCGAUGCUAGGGCAAAUAUGAAUCGGACGAACUCAGAAGACAUAGCCUCUCGUAGUCUUCACCAUUCUCACUCGCAGGAUCACGUUUCGCGUUCCCGUUCAACAUUACGGGAACAGGCUGGGUCGCAAACCAGCCUGAACAUCUCUGCAUCAGGCUCGCGCGGUUCCUCCAUCACACCUUCGACUUUGUCUUCUAACGUUGCAUCUACGAAUUCAAUCCCACAUCCUCCAUACCCUCGAGACGUGACACCUGAAAGGACUAGGAAUGGCGAUAACGCGUCAAGUCCCGUCAAAGUUUCCUUUCCGACUGCUCCGACCGUUGAUCAAGAUAUUGCAUCUGCAUCUGCAUCUUCUGCGACAACAGCGACAGCUGCCGCGAGCUCGUCCGCAACUGAGAUGGCCGAUCCUGUACUUGGUCAUUGGCAACAAGGUCACCGACCAUCUCUCGACACUGCUCCUCCGCCAACUCAAGUGGCCGUGUUAACAUCGGCAACGCCAGCGCAAUUUAAUCUCCCACAUAGUCGUUCCCCGCCACGACAACCUCUUUCUCCAGUACGAGCUCAGAACAUUGACUUGGUAGAACGACAAACCUUGCCUGACAUGCAAUUACUUGAGCCACAAGCAUUGAAACUUAACUCUCUCAGUCCUUAUAUGAAUGGCGACCCGAAUCGACUACCCGCUCUCUCCCGCGAGUCCCGCAUAUCUCUCCCAGAAGAGGCGAAACGGUAUUACGCCAAUCUAACCGACUCGCCCGCACCCAGUCCCAGCAUGACUACCGGCUCUGGCUUUCCUUCAACCUCCACAGGGCAAAGUUCUCCUGUGAAGCCUCAGAUGCCCCAAAUCGUAGAGGCGGCUGAGUCGGUGAGGAGUCGCUCUUCCAGUGCGAGUGCAGCUGGAGGGCGAGUGAGGGGAACGGGUGGUGGAGAUGAAGCCUCACCAUUCCUGGACAUGGAGGACGGUGAUAGCUCAUACUCCGGCACGAAUGGAACGAGGCGUAGAUCCAACGCGGAGAACAGUUAUAGCAGCGCGUAUGAUGCCACGGAAGACAUGGACAGUCGAGAUCCCGAAACAAGCUCACAUGCCGUUGCCGAGGAUUUCCCUCUGCCUCCGACGACGAGCUAUGCAACGUCGGUGACAAGCACAACGAACCUGCUGGUUCAAUCAUCUCAACCGAGCACCCCAAUUUCUCCGUUCCCUAUUCAUCCCGGCGAGACUCAAAUAACUUUCCGUGCACUCCCCCUUCUUGCUAGCGAUCUUCCUCACACAAAGGUGCACGUCGUAAACUCGACCAUUCGGCCGAACGACCGGGGCAAGGAGUUGCUGUCCUUUGUCAUCGCUGUUUACCCAGGAAGUGGCAAGGAGCCGUGGAAGGUAGAGAAACUGUAUGGCGACGUGCUGGGACUUGACGCUCGAGUCCGUGCGAGUGUCGGGAAGAGCUUAAUCAAGAAGAUGGUCUCACUGCCGGAAGGCCGACUUUGGCGCGAUCAUGCACCGGCAAAGGUUGACCAGAGAAAGAGCGCCCUCGAGCAUUAUCUACGGUCGUUGAUUGCCCUCCCCGUCAAGAACAAGGACGAGAUCAUCGCCUUUUUCACAUCUGACAUCGUCCGUGAGGCGCAGAAACCUGUCUUCAAGGCGGGAUACAAGGAAGGCUAUCUGACGAAGAGAGGCAAGAACUUUGGUGGAUGGAAAAGCAGGUACUUCGUGCUGCAGGGGCCUUCCUUGGAAUACUAUGAAAGCCGUGGGGGCGCGCAUUUGGGUUCUAUCACGAUCACCGGCGCCCAAAUCGGCCGCCAACAAAGGGCCCCAGAUAGGCGGGAAUCGGACGAAGAAAACGAAUACCGGCAUGCGUUCCUCAUCAUCGAAGCGAAGCGUGGCCCAGGGGGCUCCAGCUCGAGGCACGUUCUCUGCGCUGAUAGCGAUGCUGACCGGGACAGCUGGGUGGAAGAGCUCGUGCGGUAUGUCACGGGCACGUAUACAGAGGAUCAGGUCGCUGUCGUUCAGAACGGCCCUAGUCCUAUUGCUGUGGGCUCUGCAUCGCAGCCUCCCUCAGAGCCACCCCGUUCGAGCACAAGCUCGGCCGUUUCAAUUGACUCUGUCGGCACCCCAAGCAAGCGGAUCCCUUUCAGACCAUCUGCUACGGGCAACGUCGUCACGGAUGUCAGCGAUGGCAAGUUAUUCCCUAAUGUAAUGGCGCGUCCCGAAGACACGGAUAGCCCAACGAAGUCGCAUGCAUCGUCCCCUAUAGAUCGGAUAUCGUCGGAUGGACCCAUGUCGACCUCCUUGCCCACGACGUCCCCCUUGAUCACGGACGAUAGCGAAAGCCUUGUCUCUGUUGGGCUGCGAGCGAAUUCGGAACUCGGACACUAUCCUGAACUUGUUGAUCCUAGAGCUGUGUACCAACGUGUGGGACACACGUCCUCUGACCAGCAACGCAAGAAGGCGCGGCGAAUGUCUGUCAACCCGCUCAAAACGGCUACGAUACCAGAACGCGCCCCAUCGCCAGAAAAGGAACCCUUUACCGCGAGCACGCCUCGCGCAGACUCGCACGGCAAGCCGAAGAUCUCUGCGCCCAUGAAUGGCACGCUCAUCCCCGCUGGAUACAAGUUCGGCGGUAAGGACGUCUCGUUGGAGGCCCCGCCGCAAAAUACUGAUCGACGAGAGAAGGCCAAAUCAAGAACCUUCUGGGGAUUCGGCCGACAUGACAAGCCGAGUGUUCCUGCUAUAGUUCCCCGGGCGGUGUUCGGCGUCACUCUGGACGAGUCAUUAGAGGUCGCCCAGAUCGCUAGCUUGCCAGCUAUCGUCUUCCGAUGCAUACAGUACCUGGAAUCCAAGGAAGCUGAUCAGGAGGAGGGCAUUUACCGACUGAGUGGUAGCUCCGCUGUUAUCAAAAGCCUCAAGGAUCGCUUUAACGCAGAGGGCGACGUGGAUCUGCUAGGCUCGGACGAGUACUGGGAUCCUCACGCGAUAGCUGGACUACUGAAGACAUUCUUGCGCGAGCUGCCAGCGAGUAUAUUGACGCGUGAUCUGCACCUGCGCUUCCUGUCCGUAGUUGACCUCGUCGAUCCCCAGGAACGGAUUAAGGACCUUUCCCACCUCGUCGCGUCCUUACCGAUUGCAAACUACAGCCUGCUGCGUGCGCUCACGGCGCACCUCAUCCUGAUCGUGCAGAAUGCACACGUGAAUAAGAUGACAAUGCGAAACGUCGGGAUCGUGUUCAGUCCGACGCUAGGUAUUCCGGCGGGCGUCUUCAGUCUCAUGCUGGGCGAGUUCAAGCGCGUAUUCAAUGUCGACGGGACGCUGGACGAGGGCGAGCCGUCUGCCGGGGACCAGGGUGCGGACAGAGCUAGCCUCGACCGGCGGAACAGCAGACGUUAUACGGAUACAGCUGCUGACCAAUUGUUGGGCUUAUCAGGCAGGGCUUUACAAGCUGCGCCUACGCCAGACGAUGGACCAUCAGACGGAGAGGAAGCGUCUGUAAUCGAAGGAAGCGUGGACGAUACGACUGAGAACGACUCGGACCUCGCGGAAUCCUCGGCGACGUCGAGCUCUGUGCAUCUCCCACAGCCCUCAGCGUUUGUGGAUUCGCUCCAUCCGCCAGAGGUGAAUGGAACCGGGAUGUCACCAUCAGGGGCCAUACAGUCGCGCGCGUCUCAUCUGGCUGCAUCCAGGGGCUUGAAUAUCACCGUGACAGAUAAGGCCAGCCGUCGACAUAGUCGCGUUGUGGGACUACCGGUGUCGCCGAGGCCAAGUCCGCGUCCUUCUCAGAACGGAUCUCCGUCGCCUGCGAUUCCGUCACCUCUAUCAACGCCGAAAUAG
This is a messenger RNA of Laetiporus sulphureus 93-53, 4323 nucleotides long. RefSeq names its product RhoGAP-domain-containing protein. Gene Ontology annotation, cellular component: cytoplasm. NCBI's taxonomy places the organism in Eukaryota, Fungi, Basidiomycota, Agaricomycetes, Polyporales, Laetiporaceae. Bases 1 to 4323 code for a protein of 1440 amino acids. The record is from RefSeq and is a predicted model, not a curated record. The transcript is spliced from 8 exons. Gene Ontology annotation, biological process: regulation of GTPase activity; signal transduction. Gene Ontology annotation, molecular function: phosphatidylinositol binding.